Messenger RNA from Fraxinus pennsylvanica, 1452 nucleotides. The record is from the annotation of a GenBank genome assembly. Lineage: Eukaryota; Viridiplantae; Streptophyta; Magnoliopsida; Lamiales; Oleaceae.
AUGACUGUGAUCACACGAUUGGCUGAUUUUCUUGUUUAUUUGUCUUUUUCAAUAUUUCUUGCUGUCAGUUUUGCCAUUUUCUUUACACAUUAUAGGAGUGGUAAGAAUAAAACCAAGAAAGUUCCACCAGGGCAAAUGGGAAUUCCCUGGAUUGGUGAAACAAUAGAUUUCUACAAAGCUCAAAGGAAGAACAGAUUAUUUGAGGAUUUUGUUGAGCCCCGGAUUCAAAAAUACGGUAAAACAUUCAAAACGAGGCUUAUGGGCUCGCCUACGGUGGUGGUAAAUGGAGCUGAAGCCAACAAGUUCUUCUUGUCUAAUGAAUUUAAGUUGGUGAUAAGUUCAUGGCCUACUUCAUCUGUCCAGCUCAUGGGAAAGGACUCUAUAAUGGAGAAACAGGGCGAUGCACACCGGUGCCUUCGUGGGAUUGUGGCUGCCAGCCUUAAUUCUACUGGCCUAGAUGCUCUGGUGCCUAUAAUUUGCAAAACAGUUGAAGCACACAUGGAAAAAUAUUGGCACGGGCACGAAAAAGUUAGCCUGUUUCAUCUGACAAAAGUUUUGACAUUUACCAUUGUACUCAAAUGCUUGUUUGGAAUUGAAGUGAAACCGGGCAUGUUAGAAACAUUCGAGAGGGUUUUAGAAGGCGUAUUUGCUCUCCCUGUCAAUUUUCCGGGCUCCAAAUUUUCAAGUGCAAAGAGGGCAAGAGAAGAGAUAAAAGAAAUGUUGCGUGAUGUUAUAAGGAAAAACCGAGAGGAAAUGGAAAACCAGAUAGAAGACGAAGGAGAAGGAGAAGGAAUUCUACUUUCUCGAUUAGUGGCAGCACUUAUUCGUGGUGAAAUUACUGAGGCUGAGGUUAUAGAUAAUGUGGUUUUGUUAGUUUUUGCAGCACAUGAUACUACUUCUUUUGCCAUUGCCAUGACAUUCAGGAUGUUGGGGCAUCAUCCCAAUUGCUAUUCUACUCUCCUUCAAGAACAUGAUGAUGUACUAAGAAGCAAAAGACCAAAUGAAGUUCUUACAUAUGAAGACAUGAACAAGAUGAAGUAUACCUGGCAAGUUGCUCGCGAGAGCAUGAGGAUUUUCCCUCCCAUUUUCGGGUCCUUCAGAAAAGCAAUCGACGAUAUAGCGUAUGAUGGCUACACAAUUCCAAAAGGAUGGAAGGUGCUUUGGACUACAUACGGAACACAUUAUGACGAAGAGUAUUUUCACGAUCCUCUGGCUUUCAACCCAGGAAGAUUUGAUGAACCGGUUCAACCAUAUGCUUUUCUACCAUUUGGUGGAGGACCAAGAUUAUGUGCUGGAUACCAACUCGCCAAGUUAAAUAUCCUUAUAUUUGUACAUUACGUAGUAACUCGAUACGAUUGGUCUUUAAUAUCUCCUGAAGAGCCAAUUACCAUAGAUCCACUUCCAUUUCCUUCUCAAGGAAUGCCCAUAAAAAUAUCUCCCAAGUUAGCAUGA